GCUUGACAACUGUGACAACGGACAUAAUGAUCAAACAAUUUUAUUUGAUUUUAUAACUGAGAUUCUAUUUUAUUUUCACACAACUCGAUAAAAACAAAUAUGAAAUUAUGAUGAGCGUUUCAGUAUUUUAUUAUCUUCCUUUGCUUUGCUUCAGCGUAACCAAUACUAAAGCAGAUUUAGCGAGAUAUUACGACAGCUAUGAAUGUAACGAGGCCUUGGUAGAGGGUGCUAAGCUUACUGCCACAUCCAGUUUAAGAGAACGAGGACCAGAGAAUGCUAAGCUGUAUGGUUUGAACGCGUGGACAGCCUCAGAGAGUGAUUUUGAUCAGCAACUGGUGAUAGACCUGGGAACAGUGAAGAACAUCACGCGAGUGGCGACUCAGGGUCGAGCUCACUCUCAGGAGUUUGUUCAAGAGUAUCACAUCAGUUACGGUUCUAACGGACUCGACUAUGUACGCUACAAAGCUGCGGGGGGCGAAGUUAAGAUGUUCGAAGGCAACCACGAUGGGAACACCGUGGUCAAAAACGAGUUCGAGGUGCCUAUCAUAGCGCAGUACAUACGGAUUAACCCAAUGCGGUGGCGCGACAAGAUAUCUAUGCGAGUAGAAGUCUACGGGUGCGAUUACGUUGCAGACACACUAUACUUUAAUGGUUCAUCGUUGGUCAAAGUGGACCUCCUGAGAGACCCCAUAUCGGCGACGCGCGAGACAGUCAAGUUUAGAUUCAAAACGAGUGUGGCUUCCGGAGCGCUCAUGUACUCCCGCGGUACUCAAGGAGACUAUAUAGCUUUACAGCUGAGGGACAAUCGACUUGUGCUCAAUAUUGAUCUAGGUUCGGGCACAUCAACGUCUCUCUCCGUGGGCAGUUUGCUAGAUGACAAUAUUUGGCACGAUGUGAUGCUAUCGAGGAACCGGAGAGAUAUAAUGCUGACAGUGGACCGCGUGGUAGUGCGGACAAGAAUAAAAGGCGAAUUCUCUAGACUCAAUUUGAAUAGAGCGCUAUACAUCGGCGGUGUCCCUAAUUCCCAAGAGGGUCUAGUAGUGACGCAGAACUUCACAGGGUGCGUCGAGAACAUGUACCUCAACAACACUAAAGUUAUACAGGAACUCAAAGAAGGAUAUGAGACUGAAGAGGCAUUUAAGUUCCAGAAAGUUAACACCCUGUAUAGUUGUCCUGAGCCCCCAGUUGUACCAGUGACGUUCCUCAAGGAGGGCUCUUACGCUAAACUCCGCGGAUACUCCGGUGGCACCACACUCAACAUUUCGCUAGAGUUCCGCACAUACGAGCUGCAUGGUCUGCUAAUCUACCAUAAAUUCAAGAGCGAGGGAUAUGUUAAGGUUUUCCUUGAAGAAGGUAAAGUGAAAGUGGAGCUUUAUAACGAAGGGUCGUCCAAAGCGAAGCUGGAUAAUUAUGCCGAGGAGUUCAACGACGGUCGAUGGCAUUCCUUGAUGCUGACCAUGGCCCCGGACAGUCUCAUACUGUCCGUGGACUACCGGCCCGUGCAGACCACGAAGCGAUUGAAGUUCUUCACUGGAAGCACGUUCUACAUUGCCGGCGGCAAGGCGCCCCCUCGCGGCUUCAUCGGCUGUAUGCGCAAGAUCGCGGUGGACGGCAACUACCGCCUGCCCACCGACUGGAAGAAGGAGGAGUACUGUUGCCCAAACGAGGUCGUGUUCGACGCGUGCCACAUGAUUGACAGGUGCAACCCCAACCCGUGCGAGCACAACGGUGUGUGUACGCAGACUGCGGACGAGUUCAGCUGUGACUGCGCCGCCACCGGCUACGCGGGCGCCGUGUGCCACACGUCGGUGCACCCGGUGUCGUGCGCGGCGUACCAGCAGGCGGGCGGCGCGGGCGGGGCGGGCGGUGCGGCGCAGCAGUCCUCGGCGCACAUGAUGCUCGACGUGGACGGCUCGGGCCCGCUGCCACCCUUCCCGGCCACGUGCCAGUUCUACUCGGACGGGCGCAUCCUCACUUCGGUGCAGCACUCGGCGGCGGCCAGCUCGCAGGUGGACGGCUACCAGGAGCCGGGCAGCUUCCGCCAGGACAUCGCCUACGACGCGUCGCGCGCGCAGCUCGAGGCGCUGCUCAACCGCAGCCGCGCCUGCAGCCAGCGCCUCGAGUACAUGUGCCGCCACUCGCGCCUGCUCAACUCGCCCAGUGACGAGACGAACUUCCACCCGUUCGCGUGGUGGGUGUCCCGCAGCGGGCAGCGAAUGGACUACUGGGCGGGCGCCACGCCGGGCAGCCGCAUGUGCCAGUGCGGCGUGCUGGGCUCGUGCGUCGACCCCACCAAGUGGUGCAACUGCGACGCGGAGCACAGCCCCCUCUCCACCGACGAGUUCCAAAUCGACGGCGGCGAUAUAACGGAAAAGGAGUUCUUGCCAGUCAAACAGCUGCGCUUCGGGGACACGGGCAGCCACCUCGACGAGAAGCAGGGCCGCUACUCGCUGGGGCCUCUGCUGUGCGAGGGAGACGAUCUGUUCAGCAACGCAGUCACCUUCCGCAUCUCGGACGCCGUCAUAACUCUGCCCACAUUCGACCUGAGCCACAGCGGAGACAUAUACUUUGAGUUCCGCACCACCAAGGAGAACGCUGUUCUGUUGCAUUCUAAGGGCCCGCAAGACUACAUAAAGCUGUCCAUCAUCGGUGGCGAUCAGCUUCAGUUCCAGUUCCAAGUGGGGGAUACUCCGCUCGGAGUGUCCGUGGAGACCAGCAACCGACUCGCCGACAACAAGUGGCAUUCCGUCUCCAUUGAGAGGAACAGGAAAGAAGCGCGCGUAGUGGUCGACGGGGCGCUUAAGAACGAGAUUCGCACAGCCAAGGACCCCGUGCGAGCGUUACACCUCACCACCGCGCUAGUUCUCGGCGCGUCCUUGGACAGGAAGGACGGCUUUGUCGGCUGCAUGAGGGCCUUGUUGCUCAACGGGAAUCCGGUGGAUCUGCGUUAUCACGCCAGACGAGGUGUGUACGGCGUGUCGGAGGGCUGCACGGGCAAGUGCGAGUCGUCCCCAUGCCUCAACAACGGUACCUGCCUGGAGGGCUACGACUCGUACGGCUGCGACUGUCGCUGGACCGCUUUCAAGGGACCCAUCUGUGCUGACGAGAUCGGCGUAAACUUGAGACCAAACUCAAUGGUGAAAUACGAUUUCCUUGGAUCCUGGCGGUCGACCAUCAGUGAGAAGAUCCGCGUCGGUUUCACCACUACCAACCCCAAGGGGUUCUUGCUGGGAUUCUACUCCAACAUAUCCUCCGAAUACCUCACGAUUAUGAUCUCUAAUUCUGGUCAUCUGCGGGUGGUGUUCGACUUCGGGUUCGAGAGGCAGGAGAUCAUCUUCCAGGGCAAACACUUCGGCCUGGGGCAGUACCACGACGUGCGCUUGUCGCGGAAGGACAGCGGCGCUACAAUGGUGCUUCAGGUGGACAACUACGAGACCCAGGAGUACCACUUCAACAUCCGCGAGUCGGCGGACGCGCAGUUCAACAACAUCCAGUACAUGUACAUCGGGCGCAACGAGACCAUGAACGAGGGCUUCGUGGGCUGCGUGAGCCGCGUGGAGUUCGACGACAUCUACCCGCUCAAGCUGCUGUUCCAACAGGACCCGCCGCCCAACGUCCGGACCAUCGGCGGUUCCCUGCACGAGGACUUCUGCGGGGUGGAGCCGGUGACGCACCCGCCCGAGCCGGUGGAGACGCGCCCGCCGCCGCCCGCCAACCUCGGAGACGACCUGGACUUCCACCGCACCGAUGAGGCCAUCCUUGGCACGGUCCUGGCGUGCAUCUUCUUGCUGCUGAUAGUGCUGGCCGUGGUGUUGGUCCGCUCUCUGUCGCGCCACAAAGGCGAAUACCUCACACAGGAGGAACGCGGUGCCGAUGGCGCCUCAGAUCCGGACGCGGCGGCGUUGGCCGCAGCCACCGGCCCCCGGGUCACUAAACGCCGGGAGUUCUUCAUAUAGCCACCAGGCGACACCCACUCCACGAGCCUAUAUACGCACUUCACACAUCACCUGUUUGCCUUUACGGUAUAUCGCACCUGCGUCUACUGAUUCAGUCAUUCAUUUAUUUAAAUAGUUUGUUGACUACUACCGAGUUAUUCAUUAAUUAUAAUAAAUUAUGGUGAAUGAAUUAAGCGAAUAUUUAUAUUUGCUCAACAACUAAAUAGCCGUUUGUUGAAUAAAUUCAUGUAACAGGCUCGUUUAUAAACGCCCCAAAAUUCCAGUUCAAAUUAGCUUCUAAGCUUUAACGCACAAAAAAGAUUGGACUUAAAAAAAUUAAAAUUAAAUAAUUCUGUUCCAAUAAUCGAGCCUUUAUAUCAAUAAUGCACACAUUUAUUUAUAUUUUGUCGAAACAAAGUUAUUUAAUUCAAAUGAAUUCAUACAAGAGUUGUGAAUUAUCAAUCGGGAUCGUAAAUUUUUUCUGCAAAAAUGCCAUUUAUAGUUUAUUUUGUAAGCUGGUAUAUUUAUACUCGGUAACAAAUAAAUAAUGCUAUAAAAUAUAUCACCAAUUAUAAACUGUGGUGGAAUAUUACGGAUCUGUAUUUGGUGUACCAGAUACCAGCUUAAACUGGGUUAUUAUUUUUCUGAAAUUAUCAGCUCUUCAUUCAGAUUAUAUUUCGCAAAAGAUUUAGUAGACGCCAGAGCGAUAUUUAUAUAACAAUAGAUAUGAAAUACACACUUCCUAUCCUUCAUACGAACGCAAUAUGUACACCGCCCACCAGAUACCCAGUUGCGUGCAUAGAAGAGAUAAGAAAAAUAAAGUUUCUUUGCAAGUAUGAAGUGCACUUCACUUUAUAUACGUGUGCCUUUAUAUGUGUUUGAAGAACGACGUCAAAUUUAGCAGAUUUAUGGCCUACGUAAACUAGAUCGACUCAACACACUAUCAGAUGCAAUUAAAGAAUGUGAAUGUCACCUUUAUGUUGUAGUGUACGACUCGUUGCCCACGCGUCACCCACUUCAAACAUCAUAAAUAAACUAAAUGUAUAUAAAUGGAUAUGAAAAUGUCUAUCAAAACAUACCCAAAUCGUUAUUCGUAAGGAGUUUAUCGAUGCAUGUUUUGUUACAAAAUGACAAAUUGUGUAAGCCACCAAAAAGCCAUAAGUUUUAAAGUCGUUCGUAAAAACACUACAUACAUAUUAUAAUUUGAUAUCUAAAGCAUUUAUAGAUAAAAUAAUUUAAAUUCAGUUUCCUAAGAAAUAUUUUCCUAAGCUAGAUAUAGAAGUUACGUUUCAUUAUUAUUUUGAAACAUAAAUAAUCGAUCAUUUCUGGAUUUUAUAACUUUAAUAUUUCAUAUUUUCGAACUAUUCUCGCUCUAAAGUUUUCUCCCAUAAAGUGCCAUUUGGCUACUUUUAUAAUCUUUUAGACUAUGAUAUUUAUUAUUUCAUCCAUCGCAACUUCGUUCGCUUAUAAUCUCUGAUUAUUACAUUUUUCUACACAGUAUACCCCCCGACCCACCGCGUCACUUCGCUCGCCGAGUUUUUUUUCUUCGUUUACUCGGCAGCUUUUCUUCGUAGCGUAUUAUAUAGAGAUUCAAUAAACAAAGGAACAAGUUCUGCAAGUUAUAUUAGCUUAUUUCAACUUUAAAGUUGAACUAAUUUUUUUCAAUUUGUUUUGUUUGAUGGAACCUGCAACCUUUUCGUCCAAAGUGACAAUUAUUUGUAUAGGUUAAAAAUUAACGCACGAGAAAAGCACAUGCAAAUGAUUGUCUGUUGAAAAAUAUGAAAGAAAAUGCAUAUUUUUCUAUAUUAAUUAUAGUAUUAAAUAUAGUAUUCAUUAUAAAUUACGUUUAUAUGGACAGGAUGUAUAUGUCUCCAUUUUGGCUAAGUAUUAUAUUUUUAUGUCACAUUUGGCAAAUAUGAUAGGUGGUAUAUCAAUGCAUUCGUAAGCUUUUAAUGGAAUAUUGAUUAUAUUAUCGUUCAUUAAAAACGAUUUAUCUAGAAAAAAAAACAUUUCCAUAAAAAUAUUUGGUAAUCACCGAAUAUUUUGGAUACAGAAGCCAAAUCGGAUACUGGAUAUUUUUAUAACUCUACAGAUAGUAGAAACUUCAUUCAUUCGGCGGACACUAACAAAUAAUUAUUGAAUAAUUCGUUUAAAAAAAACGAUGCAUUAUGUGAAUGUCCGGUAAUAUAAUAUCUAUUUUUUUUUUAUAUAUAUUAUAAGCAUUUAUCACUGACCCACUUUUAUAAAACCUGAAUAUUUCAUAGAUUGAUUUUUAACCAAUUGUGUAUUAAACAUUUAAUAUUAUUGAUUUGUAGUUUACACAUCAGUAAAGAAUAUAUCAGUAAUGGCCGCCGGUAACGUUCCUGACAUCUGUCUGUUGGUUAAUAAACAAUAUUAAACAGUGGACAUAUAAAUAUUUGUAUAUGUAUAUAUGUUAAAGCGCUGUAUGGAUUAAAAUAAAAAUUGUUUUCUUAUUUUUUUACAUUUAUAAGAUGUUUCGAAGUUGAUAUAAUGACAUACAUUCGUCAGUGGGGGUCAAUAAACAAUAAAAAUAUUUUUAUCGUAAAUUCAAUCACGAUCUGUAAGGAACGCAUUCUUUGAACGGCCAAUCUGUAUAUUUCGUUUAAUUCAAACUAGCUGCAGUACUGAUUGUAUUUUAAAUGAUUUUCUGAUCUGAUAGACAACUAUAUCAAAUAUAAUUAAAUACUACUGUAUUGCUGCAUUUUUUUAAUUAAAUAAAUCCACAAAAACAAUGUACUGAAUCUUACAAAUUAGUUCUAAGUUACACAAUAUUAUUGUAGUUUAAGGUUUUUUAAGGCUUCAAGUGUACUAUAAUUUUGGUAUUUAAUUCGAAUCUCUUUAUCGUGUAUCAUUAUUUUUAUACAACUCCUUUUAUUUAGUGAGUUAUUUUUGAGCUUUUUUUUAUUUAUCCGUCCAAGUGUAAAUGUCUAAAACAUUUUUUGUUUUCGAGAGUUAAAUUGUGUUUAUGUGUAUAAUUAGUUCGAAUUGUGUUUAUUUUAAUGACAUUACGAUGACAUGUAGAUAAGUAGGGCUUCUUUUUAUAAUCGCGGAUAUUUGGGCCCUGUGACAAACAGUUUAAAUAUCAAUGUACUUAAUUUUACGAAAUUUUAAACUAACACAGACAAACAACGUUUUGAUUAGUGGGUCUAGAAGUAUGUUUCACAGGAGUUUAUUAAGAUACAAGAUCAUUAAGAUUGAGGUAUUAGGAAAACACACUUAAAAAUUUAGAGGCUUAGUUAACUUAUUUCGUUAACUAAGCCUCGGCUCUCAUAUCACAUAAUAUGUUAAAGCUCUCAUAUAACAGUCACACAAAUUAAAAACAUAUUUUUCAGUUUUCGUAUAAAUUUAUCUAAAUUUGUAUUGCUUUGACAAUAUAUACGAUGAAAUAAUCAUUUUGGAAAUUUUACAAAAAAAUAGUAUUUGAUGUCACAAAGUUUGAACUCUUCUUCCUCUUGCCACAUUCCGUUGACCUUGUCCCUCCCUCUUAAUGCGGAAAUCCGACCCGCUACUCCAAGGCGCGUAACCGCGUGGCCUUACCUAACAUAACCUAACCUAACGUUUACUGUCACAGGACCCAAUUCGCGCAUCUAAAUAAAAUAUACCUAACAUCAACCUUUGAAUAAUAUUCAUUAAAAGUAAACCCCAAUAAUAUGAGCUAGUUACCGAACAUAUUGGUGCGUAUUUUGAUUUAAUUUUAAUUAAAUUUAAUCGAACCAUAGUAUAAUCAAACCUCAUCGUCUUUCGAACUUCGUGCGUUUCGAUACGCAGAAUUCAAUUCAUUGAGAUAUUUUUGUGCGAAAACUUAACAAUAAUAAAUUACAAAUUACUAAUAUGAUAGAGAAGAUACUUUGGUUUUCUGUCUACUCAGCUUUAACAUAUAUUGUCGAUGUAACUUGAUAAAAGGUGACCAGGAAAAUAAAAAAAACCUGUUCUUGGGAUGCCACAUUUGGAUGCAAUACAUUUGACAGUGCGUGCAGGUCAUCUCCAAGCGGCCAAUAUGCCUUACCCGGGACAUAUUCGCAGGGCAGCUAAGCUGGCCUGGUAUUAGUAGUUUUAGCCCUUCUAGGGGCUAGGGCCCGCCACCAUUGGCUUUGAGCCUGUUGAUUUAUCAUGUCCGUGCAAUGUCCAUUUUGACAGUGUAAGUGUAUAGAAGAAAAGUUCCAUUUUUAUCCGCAAUAUGGCGACAGUUUUUGAUUUUCCUUGUCAGGUUUUAUAUAAAUAACUUUAUUGGUUCUAAAUUUAAAUUAACCUUAACUUGCGAGUGAAUAGGUUCAAAAUGGUUAGAUGUAUUUUAUUACUUUGUGCGUCGGUCUGAACUGUACGAGAGAGCUAGGUACCGUGCCUUAAGUCGCCACGGCACACCCACGUAGCGCGUUAAGAUGUAGAGUUUUUAUUUUAUUACUACUGAAAAUCACGAAAUAAUUUUUUCAAAAUAA
Molecule: messenger RNA, 8392 nt
Organism: Pararge aegeria (speckled wood butterfly)
Lineage: Eukaryota; Metazoa; Arthropoda; Insecta; Lepidoptera; Nymphalidae
Gene: Nrx-IV
Product: neurexin-4
Exons: 25
Coding region: 108-3956 (1282 amino acids)
Source: RefSeq, a predicted model, not a curated record